Messenger RNA from Sceloporus undulatus (fence lizard), 2669 nucleotides. Its product is annotated as AP-1 complex subunit beta-1-like. The transcript is spliced from 18 exons. Gene Ontology annotation, molecular function: protein binding. The coding region runs from base 105 to 2669 and encodes 854 amino acids. Lineage: Eukaryota; Metazoa; Chordata; Lepidosauria; Squamata; Phrynosomatidae. The record is from RefSeq and is a predicted model, not a curated record. Gene Ontology annotation, biological process: vesicle-mediated transport; intracellular protein transport. Gene Ontology annotation, cellular component: membrane coat.
UCUCUGUAUUCCUGCAUGGCAGGAGGGAUUUUUCAGGGCUAUCCAGACGUUAUAAACUCCCUUUUCUUUUUGAAGAGAAUUUGCGCGGCGAAGCGGACGCCAAGAUGUCGGAUUCAAAGUACUUCACCACCACCAAGAAAGGGGAGAUUUUUGAACUCAAGGCCGAGCUGAACAGCGACAAGAAGGAGAAGAAGAAGGAGGCUGUGAAGAAGGUGAUUGCCUCCAUGACGGUCGGGAAAGAUGUCAGCGCUCUCUUCCCGGACGUCGUGAACUGCAUGCAGACAGACAACCUGGAGCUGAAGAAGCUGGUGUACCUCUACCUGAUGAACUAUGCCAAGAGCCAGCCGGACAUGGCCAUCAUGGCGGUCAACACCUUCGUCAAGGACUGCGAAGACCCCAACCCGCUGAUCCGGGCCCUGGCUGUGCGCACGAUGGGCUGCAUCCGGGUGGACAAGAUCACGGAGUACCUGUGCGAGCCGCUGCGCAAGUGCUUGAAGGACGAAGACCCGUACGUGCGCAAGACGGCGGCCGUCUGUGUGGCCAAGCUCCACGACAUCAAUGCCCAGCUGGUGGAGGACCAGGGCUUCCUGGACACCCUGAAGGACCUCAUCUCCGACUCCAACCCCAUGGUGGUGGCGAACGCGGUGGCGGCGCUGUCGGAGAUUGCGGAGUCCCACCCCAGCAGCAACCUGCUGGACUUGAACCCUCAGUCGAUCAACAAGCUGCUGACCGCUUUGAACGAAUGUACGGAGUGGGGCCAGAUCUUCAUCCUGGACUGCCUGGCCAACUACAUGCCCAAGGAUGACCGCGAGGCACAGAGCAUCUGCGAGCGGGUGACGCCACGCCUGUCGCACGCCAACUCGGCAGUGGUGCUUUCGGCGGUGAAAGUGCUGAUGAAGUUCAUGGAGCUGCUUUCGAAGGACCUGGACUAUUACGGGACUCUGCUGAAGAAGCUGGCCCCUCCGCUGGUCACUCUGCUCUCGGCUGAGCCGGAGCUCCAGUAUGUUGCCCUGCGCAACAUCAACCUCAUCGUCCAGAAAAGACCCGAAAUCCUGAAACACGAGAUGAAGGUCUUUUUCGUGAAAUACAAUGACCCAAUUUACGUCAAGCUGGAGAAGCUGGACAUCAUGAUCCGCUUGGCAUCACAGGCGAACAUCGCACAGGUCCUUGCUGAGUUGAAGGAAUACGCCACAGAGGUGGACGUGGACUUCGUGCGCAAAGCUGUCCGGGCCAUUGGCCGAUGCGCUAUCAAGGUUGAGCAAUCGGCGGAGCGCUGCGUCAGCACACUGCUCGACCUCAUCCAGACCAAGGUCAACUAUGUCGUCCAGGAAGCCAUCGUCGUCAUCAAGGACAUCUUCCGCAAGUACCCCAACAAGUACGAAAGCGUGAUUGCCACCUUGUGUGAGAACCUGGACUCCCUGGACGAACCCGAGGCCAGAGCCGCCAUGAUCUGGAUUGUCGGUGAAUACGCUGAACGAAUCGACAAUGCGGAUGAACUCCUGGAGAGCUUCCUGGAGGGCUUCCACGACGAAAGCACCCAGGUACAGCUCCAGUUGUUGACGGCCAUCGUGAAGCUCUUCCUGAAGAAACCCACCGAGACCCAAGAGCUGGUGCAACAGGUCCUUAGUUUGGCAACGCAGGAUUCGGACAACCCCGACCUGCGUGACCGUGGCUACAUCUACUGGCGACUUCUGUCGACGGACCCGGUGGCGGCGAAGGAGGUGGUGCUGGCGGAGAAGCCGCUCAUUUCGGAGGAGACGGACCUGAUCGAGCCGACGCUGCUGGAUGAGCUCAUCUGCUACAUCGGGACCCUGGCCUCUGUCUACCACAAGCCCCCCAGCGCCUUCGUCGAGGGCAGCAGGGGCGUCUUACACAAGAGUCUCCCUCCGCGCACAGGAUCGAGCGAAAGUGCGGAGAGUCCGGAUCUGGCCCCGACGGGAGCUGCUCCGUCCGAGCAGCCGGCGGUCAUCCCCACCCAAGGUGACCUCUUGGGCGACCUGCUGAACCUUGACCUCGGACCCCCGGUGGGCGGCCCACCCGUCGCCACUUCCUCCGUCCAGAUGGGCGCCGUGGACCUCCUUGGCGGGGGCCUGGACAGCCUGAUGGCGGACGAAUCUGAAGGGAUGGGGGGGCCGAGCUCUCCGCCGCACCCAGCGCCAUCAUGCCCUCCAACCUGGCGCGCGCCCACUCUGGCGGCGUGUUUGGGUGACCUCUUUGACUUUGCCGGCAGUGUGGGAGGCUUGUCUGGGUCCUACGUCGCCCCCAAAACGUCUGGCUCCCGCGGGGUGAAAGGCCAGGGCCUGGAGAUUUCGGGGACCUUCAGCCGCCCAGGCGGGCACACCUUUCCAUGGACCUGCUUCUCUCAACAAGGCCCUGCAGGUCAGUCCGACUUCGCCAUCCAGUUCAACCGGAACAGGUGGCGGGAAGAACAAACAUCGACCGUGUUUUAUUCAGCACGCUUUACCCUCUCCCCACUACUCUUCGUGGAAGACGGGAAUGGAGCGGCAGAUGGCUAUGGCCACGGGAAGGACAUCCCAACGAGACGAAGCCCAGUGCCGAUCAAGGACUGCCGCGCUCGCGCAGGGCAGCCAGGGGAGCCACCAGCUGGGGAGGGCACGGGGGGGGUGCAAAAAAGGCGUGAAGCACAGGACAAGCUAGAAGGCGGAUAG